CUCCGCGGCUCCGGCUCCGCGGCGCCCUCGCCGGUGCGCGCCGCCCGCCCGCCGCCCGCGCCCGCCCGCCGGCACUCCGGCCUCGCGCGCUUCAUGGCUGCGCAGGAGUGGGACUGGUUCCAGCGCGAGGAGCUCAUCGGGCAUAUCAGCGACAUCCGAGUCCAGAACCUGCAAGUCGAGAGGGAAAAUGUGCAAAAGAGGACUUUCACGCGUUGGAUGAAUCUGCACCUGGAAAAGUGUGACCCACCUCUAGAAGUUAAAGACCUGUUCCUUGAUAUACAAGAUGGCAAAAUCCUCAUGGCUUUGUUAGAAGUCCUGUCUGGACGCAGUCUGCUGCAUGAAUACAAAUCCUCAUCGCAUCGUAUUUUCCGGUUGAAUAACAUAGCCAAAGCACUUAGGUUUUUGGAAGAUAGUAAUGUCAAACUAGUUAGCAUCGAUGCAGCAGAAAUAGCGGACGGCAAUCCAUCUUUGGUUCUUGGGCUAAUAUGGAACAUAAUCCUUUUCUUCCAGAUUAAGGAGCUCACGGGCAACCUCAGCAGAAACUCUCCGUCAUCCAGCCUGUCCCCCGGCUCAGGGGGCACCGACUCAGACUCCUCCUUCCCCCCAACACCCACCACCGAGAAGAAUGUGGCUAUAACUGUCAAGGACCAGAGAAAAGCCAUCAAGACGCUGCUGGCCUGGGUGCAGAGGAAGACCAGGAAGUAUGGAGUGGCAGUGCAGGACUUCGCGGCCAGUUGGAGAAGCGGGAUGGCUUUCUUGGCCAUCAUCAAAGCCAUCGACCCAAGCCUGGUGGACAUGAAGCAGGCCCUGGAGGACUCCCCACGGGAAAACCUGGAGAAGGCCUUUAGCGUCGCACACGAGGUGCUGCACAUCCCAAGGCUGCUGGACCCAGAAGACAUCAUGGUUGACUCGCCGGAUGAGCAGUCCAUCGUGACCUAUGUGGCUCAGUUUCUAGAACGUUUUCCGGAGUUGGAAGUUGAGGACUUCCUGGAGUCAGAGAAGGAAAUGCCCAUUGAGUCCACCUUUGUCCGUAUCAAAGAGACCCCUUUGGAACAGGAGAGCAAAAUCCUGGUUGUGACUGAAAAUGGGGCAUGCGCCUACACGGUGAGCCACGACACUAGCCACCCGCCACCCCCCAAGGUCUUUGUCUGCGACUCGCCCGAGAGUGUCAAGGGCGUGUGUGUGGACAGGAGUCGUUCCUUGGCUGACAGCUCCUCCGACUUCGUGCACCGCAUCAUUGACCAGGUCUUCCAGGGAAGCCCCGGGAAGACGAGCAGCCCAGGCGAGCCGCCUCUGGAAUCGUCCAUCUUAGCCACCCGGAAGGAUGGCCGCAGGUCCAACUCACUGCCCAUCAAGAAAACCGUCCACUUCGAGGUGGACCUGUACAAGGAUGCCUCCUGCAGUAAAGACCCUCUCUACAGCUCAGACCUGCGCUUCGAAGGGACCCUGCAGGCUGCCAAGGGGUCAGCCACAGAGGACAAGCAACAAGUGGCCAAUGCCCCGGAGGUAGCCUCCAAUGGGAUCCCUGAAGAUGCCUCUGUGGCCACUGGGUUCCUCAGCAGCUCCCAGCCGUCCCAGAGUUCCUCUCCCUGUAAUGAUGUCAUGGAGAGCCCAGCCAGCCCUGGUAAAGAAAGCCAUUCUCCUGCGCCCCCUACGGAAGACUCACCGAUGGCCAGCCCCUUGCAGAUCCAGGCAGAGCAGCAGCUGGCUGUGGAAGCUAUGGACGGAGAUGACUCUUUCGACAGUGUACCGCUGAAAACCUCAAAAUUUAACAGGGACCUGGUGGAAUUCGCUUCUACGAGCCAAACUUUUGGCGAGGGCUCUUCGCCUCCCGAGAAGACACCUGCUGGAGAUGAAGGCGCUGAGACGCAGGAGGACAAAACAGGCAAGAGGAGAGCUAAGUCUGCCUGCAAAAGGAAAGAGCCUUCUGAGUGCCCAGAGGAGGCCAGUGACCAUGGCCCUCCCGGGGAGGCAGGACCAGAAGCCCCAAGCUCCUCCUUGGCCCCAGAGGAGGCAGUGGUACACAAGCCAGAAGUAUAUGAGAAGGCCAAAAGAAAAUCCGUCUGUCACCAUCGCCACUCUGGGGAGGAGGAGGAGGAAGAGGAGGAGAAGGAAGCUGAAGGCCAGCAGGGGGCUGAUGCCGAGCUGCCUUCAAACCCCGCGAGCAGCAGUGUCAGCCUGGAGACCCUGGGGACCCCCAGCAAGGAACGCGUGGACUUCGCCCCCUCGCCGCCCCUGUCCAAGGUGUCCGUCAUCCCCCAUGACCUCUUCUAUUACCCGCACUACGAAGUUCCCCUUGCCGCGGUGCUGGAGGCCUAUGCGGAGGGCGCUGAGGACUUGAAGAUGGAGGAAAUGGAUCUGGAAGAGCCAGAGGAGGCUCAUCUGCAUGACCCUGAGCCCAGGGAGCAGGCUGAGGGCUCCCCAAACAGAUGCAACUUCUCAGGGCCCGGGAUCAGCAGCCUGGGGCCAGGUCCUGGCAGGGGUGCCAGCCCAGCUUUGGACCCCACUCCUCCAGACCCCCAUGAGGACCACCAGCCGAGGGCAACUGAAAAGAGUGACCCUGUACAGAGCCAGCAGGUACCAGAGUGCCAGGAAUCCCCAAACUUGGAACCCGUAGCCAGCCCGUCAGAAGCGAAGGCAGUGGGAGAAUCAGUCAGCAGUAAGAAGAAGGAGAAGCGGAAGCAUGUAGAUCACGCGGAAAGCUCGUUGUCGGUAGUGGCUGGCACUGUGCAAUCCUCCGAUGACCUGGACGAGGAGCUCCGAGACUGCAGGGUCCCUUCCAGGACUAGUCACAGUGACUCCAGCAUUUACAUUCGGCGACAUACUAAUAGGUCUUUGGAAUCGGAUCAUUUUAGCUAUGUUCACUCGAGGAACGCAGCAGAUCUGGAUGACAGGAGAAACCGAAUACUAAGCAGGAAAGCCAACAGCUCUGGAGAGGCAGCGGUGCUGGGGGCACAGAGCCCACACGACGACUCGCUGACACAGCUGGUGCAGCAGCCUGACCUGGUGUAUUUCAUCCUCUUCCUGUGGCUUCUGGUUUACUGCCUGCUGCUCUUCCCACAGCUGGAUGUCAACAGACUCUGACGUGUGUCGGGAUAAUAAAGCGACAAGACCCUGA
Molecule: messenger RNA, 3118 nt
Organism: Ochotona princeps (American pika)
Lineage: Eukaryota; Metazoa; Chordata; Mammalia; Lagomorpha; Ochotonidae
Gene: CLMN
Product: calmin
Exons: 13
Coding region: 94-3084 (996 amino acids)
Biological process (GO): negative regulation of cell population proliferation; nuclear migration
Cellular component (GO): nuclear outer membrane; meiotic nuclear membrane microtubule tethering complex; cytoplasm
Molecular function (GO): actin filament binding
Source: RefSeq, a predicted model, not a curated record